Rhincodon typus (whale shark) is the source of this 2796-nucleotide messenger RNA. RefSeq names its product cilia and flagella associated protein 58 (gene cfap58). Gene Ontology annotation, cellular component: cytoskeleton. The record is from RefSeq and is a predicted model, not a curated record. Lineage: Eukaryota; Metazoa; Chordata; Chondrichthyes; Orectolobiformes; Rhincodontidae. The transcript is spliced from 17 exons. The coding region runs from base 25 to 2625 and encodes 866 amino acids.
CAGGAUAAAUCAGAUAAAGGAAUCAUGGAGGACCAUGCCUUUGAGGCGCUUGAACGGGACUUUGAAGAAGUCCUUUCUGAACUUAUGGGAGAAAAGGGACUUGAAAAGUUUCGCACUGAGUAUGAAAAGCUGCAUCGCGCCCUCAAAAAAUCCCAUGAAAAUGAGAUACGCCUGAUGGCAAAAUGCAAGGACCUCAAUGCCGAGAUUGUUGCAAAUUCAACAAAGGUGACAACUGCCCUGAAGCUCUCGCAAGAUGACCAGUCAACUAUAGAUUCCCUAAAGCAGGAGAUUGAAAAAGCAUGGAAAAUGGUUGAUUCAGCUCUUGAACAGGAAAAGCGAGGAAAGGAAACCAUUCGCUCUCUAAAACAGGAAAUUAGUAAUCUAACCAGGCUGGUGGAGCAAGGCGCAGGACUUUCUUUGGGCCAAGAGAGCAGUGUUAAUGAUAUGCUAAAAAUCCAAGAACAGCUGACCAAAGAUAGAGAUGAACUACUCAAAGAGGUUGUCACCUUACGUGAGAAAGUCACGGAGAUGGUAGCCAAGGAGGAAGAGCAUGAACGUCUUAAAGAUGAGGCUGAUCAGAACACGGCCCAGCUUGAACAUGACAUACAAAUGCGAGAGAAUGAAAUUGCCCGUGAGAUGCGGCGGAAGGAGAAGCUGCAGAAGGAACUCACCCGCUUGAAGGGAGAGCUGGAAGAUAAUCAAUCUGAGAUCAAAUCACUGGUGGCUCAACAACAAAAGGCCAAAGAUGACUAUCAGAAAUUAGAUCUGCAGCUCAAGGAACAAAAGAUUUUGAAUGAAAGGGCUUCAAAGGAUUUGGAGCUACUUCACCACAAGGUCAUCAAGCUGCAGCAGGAGAAUGAGCAACAAGCUGUAAUCACUGACCAACUGACCCAUGAAAACCAACAGAAAAUGAUAGAUCUUAAAUCCAAAGAGGAAGAUGUGAAUCAGUUGCGUCAUGAUGUCGUUAAGUUGACAAAGGUGAGAGAGGUGUUGCAGCGGAGAUUGCAUCAGACUGAGGAUCAGAAACUGGAGCUUGACCACCAGCGGGAAACUUUGAAGAACCUCACUGUUUCCAUGGAGAAAGAACUGGAGUCUACUAAAAGGCAGGCAGAGCUUGACAAAAAAGCAAUUGAUGAACUGGUGAGAGAACGAGACAUUUUGAACAAGAACAUGCUGAAGGCAGUUAGUGCAACUGAGAAGCAAUCAAACUUGGUCAAACUACAUGAGCAAUCCAAAAAGGUCCUUGAACAGGAAAUUCAAAAUUAUAACAAUGAGGCGCAGAAACAGCGGAAAAUUAUCUACCAUCUGGAAAAAGAAAGGGACCGAUACAUCAACGAAGCCAGUGAUCUUACACAGAAGGUUCUUCAGUAUAUGGAGGACAUUAAGGUGUAUGAGAUGCAGAAUUUUGACUUCAAGAAGAAAAUCUCAGAGGCUGACAGUAAGCUGAGACAACAACAGAACCUCUAUGAGGCUGUGCGAUCUGACAGAAACCUUUACAGCAAGAACUUGAUUGAAGCUCAGGAUGAGAUAGCUGAAAUGAAACGAAAGCUGAAAAUCAUGAACCACCACAUCGACCAGCUGAAGGAUGAGAUCUGUGCAAAAGAGGCUGCCCUUUUGAAGCAACACUUGGAAUAUCAGCGUAUGGAGAAGGAGAAGGAUACACUAAAGGUUGAACUGCAGAAGAUGAAACAACAGGCCCAGGACACCAGGAUUUUCAUUGAAAACCAGGAAACAGAGGAAAGAAAGCUGCUGCGAAUUAUUGAUGAGGCUGACACAGAGAGGAUUCGACAAAAGAAGGAGCUGGACCAGGUUAUUAGCGAGAGAGACAUUUUAGGCACCCAGUUGGUACGCCGUAAUGAUGAGCUGGCAUUGUUGUAUGAGAAGAUCAAGAUUCAGCACUCCAUGCUAAAUAAAGGCGAGAUACAAUACAGGCAACGUGUGCAUGAUAUCCGACUGCUCCGUAUGGAGAUCAAAAAACUCAGAAGGGAGAAGCACCUCCUCAGCAAGACUGUAUCUAAUCUGGAGGACCUCAGGCGUGAGAUUUACCACGUCCAGAAAGAACUCCUAAAGGAACGGACACGGUGCAGGGCCCUCGAGGAGGAGUUGGAAAAUCCUAUGAAUGUUCACAGGUGGCGAAAGCUUGAGGCGAGUGAUCCAAGCAGAUAUGAGCUGAUUCUAAAGGUUCAGACAUUACAGAAACGUCUGAUCUCUAAGACUGAGGAGGUGGUGGAGAAAGAGCUGCUUUUACAGGAAAAAGAGAAGCUCUAUGUGGAGCUGAAACACAUCUUGGCACGACAGCCUGGACCAGAAGCUGCUGAACAGCUAAUGAUGUAUCAGAGGACACUGCGAGAUAAGACUAAACAACUGAAGGCCUUGACCUCAGAGUUGAACAUGUUUGAAUCACAGAGUCAGGAGUACAAGUAUGAGAUUGAACGACUAGCCCAGGAACUGCAGAAUAUAAAAAAGAAGUAUCACAAUCAGAAACGCAAGGAACAGCUGGCUAAUGAGAGACAAAGAGCCUUGGAGCAGGAGGAACAGCCUUUAAUUCACCCUCAGAGGACAAGCUAUCCCCACUUCACAGGGGGAGGCUUCAAUCUUAAACCACAAACCAAGGUCUCAGCUUGAAUAUUCACUGCGCAGCAUUCUCCAUCUGCCGCUGAUCCCUUUACAUCAAACAAGAUUUUUAUUUCACUUAUUAUUGUAGAAACUGUUGAACUCAGCCAAGAAUAACAGAGUGGAACAAUAUGAUUUUCAUGCUGCUUAAUUUUAUUUUGGCAUUUCAAAUGCCCCAGUUCA